UCUCGAUCGACCUAGACGACCGCGAGCUCAGGCGGCGGGCCCAACAUGGACCCGUUCUCGAGUCCUGAAGACGACGCCAACGCAGGCAACAUCUGGUUCGGUCCUCCAGAUGGCUACGUCGAGCCGUCGUGGCCCGGGUUGUACGUCCUCGGCGUCGAACCCGCCCAGUACCUGUACAGCCCCGAGCAGAUCUGGCGCUUCACCCUGUACGACACGCUCGUCCUCUUCGGCACCGUCUACUUCCUCGCCGGGUGCCUGUGCGGCGCCAACUUUAGCCGGCGCCACCCUCGCCUCGCCCUCGUCGCGCCCGCCGCCUUCAGCCUCGUCGGCAUGACGCUCGGCUUCGUGUCGGCCACCAUCGUCGGGUACGCGCUCGCGGCGCUGUACAACGCGGCGUUCCUGCGCAUGAGCUGCUUGAUCCCGGCCGUCUGGAGCCUCGUGCAGCUCUUCGUCCUCAUCCUCGCGAGCAUCACCAUCCAGUCGGGCACGCCUCACCUCGCUCGCUCUCCACCGGCCGUUGCCUCGCGCACCUGCGCCCGCCUCGACGCCUCUCGAUUCGACUCGACCUCGCCCCAGUUGCGCCAACGCGCCCCGUCGCCGUUCGACCGGCCCCGAACCUUUUCCUCGAGCUUGUGA
Molecule: messenger RNA, 636 nt
Organism: Rhodotorula graminis WP1
Lineage: Eukaryota; Fungi; Basidiomycota; Microbotryomycetes; Sporidiobolales; Sporidiobolaceae
Exons: 3
Coding region: 46-636 (196 amino acids)
Source: RefSeq, a predicted model, not a curated record